Molecule: messenger RNA, 5219 nt
Organism: Pomacea canaliculata
Lineage: Eukaryota; Metazoa; Mollusca; Gastropoda; Architaenioglossa; Ampullariidae
Product: nardilysin-like
Exons: 35
Coding region: 1156-4689 (1177 amino acids)
Biological process (GO): proteolysis
Molecular function (GO): metalloendopeptidase activity; metal ion binding
Source: RefSeq, a predicted model, not a curated record
UUUUUUACAUCUAUUUCUAAUUUGUACAAAUAACUUAUUAAUUUUACUUACACUCCCUCCCCUCAUUUAUAUAUUAGCUUCUAGGCAACACAUAAGAAAACAAUCAUUAAAAAAAUCACUACAUACAGAUGAUACAGGUUUACAUCAGGUUCAUCUUAUCUGGCAUUAUUAUAUAGAUAUCAUAUAGCAAUUGCACUAACAGAUUACAGAGAAUACAUAUACAUGCUGGCAUUUUCAAUAAUACAGAUUUCCAAUAAUACAUUAGCAUUAUUAACAAAACUCAUUUUUUUGCCUCUACUUUUCCUUCCUCGUGUUUUUCUUCCAUUUUUAUACCUUUUCAAACUUUUUCUUUUACUUUUUUCCAAUGUAUAAAGAGAAGCAGUUUAUGUGGUAGCCACUUCUGCAAGAAAAGGUCUAGUUUACAACUUCCUGUAUGGUAGUAUUUUCCUGUGCAGUAUCUUUUUUUCUUCUUCCAUUUUAAAUAAAUUCAUAUUUAGAUGAUCACUGAAACAUCUACUUCUGUAAAUAAAAUAUUUUGCCAUGAUUAAAAUAAGGCUUAAUAUCUUAUCUAACAUAAAUUCAUUUUGGAUUCUAAAUAAAAUGAAAUCUUUGUUUACUUCAAUGUUUUUACAGUAAGAACAUUUUUCUGUUAACUUUGUAAAUAGCUCGUUCCACAAGCUUUUAACAAUAGCACAAUCAAAGAACAGGUGCUCUACAGAUUCCUUUGACUGUGCACAGAAAGUGUAUCUCAUAGUUUUAUGUGAUAUAACUGGGUGUUCGUAGUUAACACAAGGUGAUGAAUACGAUACUAAAACCGUUGGAGUUUUGUAUCUGCUAUAACAGUAAAGGGAUGUGAAAAUAUUUGUCCCCAUUGAAGGUCUGGAAAGAAUUAAUCCAGUGGACCUUCAACAAACAGCUAGAGCACCUGCAGGCCUGACGAGAGGGGGGGACAGGGGGGUCUGGUGUACCCGGGCCCGCGGCUGUCAAGGUGGCCCGGCCUUGGUCAGUGAAUUUUUUUUUCUUCUUCUCCUUUUCUUUUUAUUUUAAAGAAAGGUCUAAGGACAGAACACCCAAGCAUUACAAGGGGCCCGGAGAGGUCGUCUGUCCUGGGACCCAGGCUGGCUAUCGGCGGCCCUGAGCACCUGGACCGUGCAGAUGACAUUAGUCUCCUACCUCAUUGGCAUAUUGGCAGCAGAAUGCACAAACCAAACUGAGAAAGCUAGCAGAGGAAGCAGAGAAGACUGGCUUAAAGGUCAACAGAAAGAAGAUUGCACUGAUGAGAAUCAACAACAAGCAGGAACUCCCUAUCCAACUUCAAGGAGAGAACAUCCUGGAAACAGAUCGCUUUGUGUACCUGGGGAGCAUAUUGUUAAUAAGGAUGGUGGAGUGGAUGCUGACAUCAAAACCCGUAUCAACAAGGCCAGAUCACUAGAGGGAACCUCAUCCCAACAUAGGCACAGCAGAGGUAAAAGUAUGAGUCACAUUUUCAAGCCAGAGAUUGACAAGAAACAGUACAGAGAGAUCAUACUACAAAAUGGGUUGCGAGUCCUCCUCAUCUCAGACCUGGAGCAAUCAAGCCACAGGCUCAGCACCUCUGGAAGUCCAGUAGAUAGGCAGCUCUCUCUAGAAGAAAAGCACAGUGAUAUGGAAGAGUCCAUGUCAGGAGCUGAUACUGAUGGAUCAAGCACCACAGACACUAGUCAUAUCAGCAACUGUAGUAGUCAGAAAGAAGAUCAAGAUGAAAAGAAGCCAAUGAGUUGGUCAAGAAAAGUGGCUGGCUGCUGCCACAUACCCAAACUUGUUACCAAGUUCAUUAACAAAAGGAAGCGCAAAUGUAAGAAACAUGGACCUUCUGACACAACUGGCAAAUAUGAAUCAAUGGAAAUUGUCAUGGCAGCUGCAGCUCUCUGUAUUGGCAGUGGCAGCUUUGCUGAUCCACCAGACAUACCUGGUCUAUCUCAUUUCUUGGAGCACAUGGUUUUCAUGGGCAGCAAAAAGUACCGCAAAGAAAAUGCUUUUGAUGACUUCAUCGCCAGACAUGGAGGAGAAAGCAAUGCAUGCACUGAUACUGAGAUGACAACCUUCUUCUUUGACAUCCCCAAACAGUACUUUUACAAAGCCCUGGAUAUAUUUGCGCACUUCUUUAUCUCACCCUUGUUUCUCAAAUCAAGUGUUGACCGGGAGAUUAUGGCAAUUGACAACGAAUUUCAGAUGGUUGUACCAUAUGACCUUGAGCGCUACCAUCAGCUGCUGGGCACCUUGGCGAAUCCGGGCAACCCUGUGGGGAGAUUUUUAUAUGGUAAUUUAAAGGUCCUGAAGACUAUUCCACAGGAACAGAAUAUUGAUGUAUAUGGGCGAUUACGAGAGUUCUACAAACGGGUAUACUCUGCGCACUACAUGACCUUGGCAAUUCAGGCUCCAGAUUCUCUAGAUGACCUACAAGAUCUUGUGCAAGAUAUUUUUCAUGCCAUUCCCAACAACAAAAUAUUGCGCCCUUCAUUUCAUGAGCAUAGGGAUCCCUUUGUGCCAGAAAAAUUUCACAAAUUUUUAAAAGUGGUGCCUGUAGAAGAUUGUCACAAAUUGGAAAUUAGCUGGGCUCUACCACCUAUGAUGAAACAUUUCAAGUCCAAACCACUGGAGUAUAUUGCAGUGCCUAUUACUCAUGAGGGACCAGGCAGUGUGCUGUCUUACUUGAGGAAAAGGUCGUGGGCUCUUUCACUUCAAGGUGGAAAUUCAGGGUCUGGGUAUGACUCCAACUCAUUGUGGAGUGGUUUCUUUAUCAGCAUUGUUUUGACUGAUCAUGGCCUAGAAAAUGUGGCAGAGGUAAUCAAAGUAUUAUUCCAGUACAUGCAAUUGCAGCGGCAAUGUGGUCCACUGUUGUGGUUCUUCACAGAAUUGCAAGAAAUUGAAGACAUUAAAUUCCGUUUUAAAGAUGAAACUGAUCCCAUUGACAACGUGGAGCAGGUUUCUGAGAAUAUGCAGCUAUUUCCCACGGAGUACUACUUCACUGGUCGUUCUUUGCUGUUCAUUUAUGAUCCUCAGGUAAUUCAAGAAUGUCUGGGCUACCUACUUCCUGAGCUGUGCUGCAUAACGCUGUUAACAAAAAACUUUGAACAUUCUGAUAUCUGCAACAUGGUAGAACCCUACUUUGGCACCCGCUACACGAUCACAGAUAUUCCACAAGACUGGAAGGAUAGCUGGACAGCCUUGAAACCAAAUCCAGAAUUGUACCUUCCUGAACCUAAUCCAUUUAUUCCACAGGUCUUUGAACUUGUUUACGAGAAGAGAUUUGAGCUACCUGUUCGAGUGGUGGAUAAUGAGUUUAGCUGCAUGUGGUACAAGAAAGACAGCAAAUACAAGUUGCCAAAAGGUUUCAUCAUGCUGCAUCUAAUUACACCAGUUGUUUCGCGCUCAGUUGUCAACGCUGCACUGUGCGACCUUUAUCUCUACAUCAUCCAGCAGAAUCUUCAGGAAUCACUGUAUCCAGCCACACUUGCAGGCUACGAAUUUAGCAUGGAGGCCAUGUCGACAGGUGUAGAGAUCCACACAGAAGGUUUCAGUCACAAACUGCCAAUGGUGGUGCAGUGCAUUAUUGAACACCUGACACAGUUCAAAGUCACCCCACAAAACUUUGAGGUUGUGAAGACUCAACUGAAGAAGAGCUAUUACAAUGAGAUGAUCAAGCCUUUUGACUUUGGAAGAAUGCUGAGAUUUGCUGUAACAGAACCAAGUAAUUGUUCAUUGCCAGACCGCUACUUGGUGGUGUCCAGCCUGACGCAGUCCAUGCUAAUGAACUUUUACCAUGAUUUUCUACAGAGCGUUUACGUUGAAGGACUUGUAAUAGGAAACUUUACGGCAGAGGAGGCGGUGAAAAUAGCUCAUCUGGCACAAAACAAAAUAUGCAAGAAACCCCUGCCACCGGAAAUGCUGCCUCUCAAACGACUUUACCAGCUUCCUAUAGGUGAUCUGCAGUGUCGUGUACGUGGUGUCAAUCGCCAGGACACAAAUUCCAUUGUGACUAGCUACUACCAGAUGGGGCCCGGCACAAUUAGAGAAGCCUGUCUCAAUGAGCUCCUAUCAAUGCGGAUGAAGGAACCAUGUUUCAACUAUCUACGCACAGAACUUCAACUUGGCUAUAGCGUUUUUUGUCAUCAUAUGACCACCAAUGGUAUUCUGGGAUAUAGUGUCUCAGUUGAAACUCAAGCAAACAAAUUCAGCAUGUCUCAGGUCGAAAGGCACAUUUCCAAGUUUAUGGAAAAUUUUCAAAAAACAUUAAACAAGAUGACUAAAGCUCGGUAUAAAGACCUGGUGGAGUCAGUGAUCUCCCUGAAGCAGGUGGAAGACACCCAACUGGGAGAUGAAACUGGUCGCUACUGGCAAGAGAUUCUAGAUCGUUCUUACAUCUUUGAUCGUCCUGAUCGUGAGAUAGCCACACUACAAACCAUCCCCCUGUCCGAACUGAAGCUGUGGUAUCAGAAGUACCUGGACCGUUCUCGCCGUCAUGUCAGUUUUCAGGUGCAAGGUGCUGUUGAAGUGCCCAUGGAAGCAGCCUCAAAACCACAUAAACCUGGUACUAUUGAAGAUGAAAACUUUCUGACACUGGUAGUGGAGGGCAAAGACUUCAUCAGUGAUGUGAAGAAAUUUAGAAAAGAACUCUCUCUGUAUCCUCAUUCCCUCGUCACUUCCUGACGUCCUCUCCCAUCUCUUGUUGCGCUGUGGGCAGUUUUUUUUUCAUGGAAGAUCUUAUGUAGUCUUGACCAACCAACAAGCAUGUGGAUUUCGGUCCAGUAUAAUGAAGCAGCCAACUCCCUAGAAGAGAAUGGAGACACUUGUUGAAAAAUUGUUAUUAAUGGAGGAAACAACAACUAUCAUCACAUUAGCAAACACUUGAUGCUCAGGGAAUGAUUGCAGUAAUUGACAGAUAGUAAUUGACAUGCUGCGUGUUGCUUUGCAUGGGUGCUUGUAGAAGUGUGCAUGGGGUAUUUUCAAUGUGUACCAUGACUGAGGAUUUGACAAUGCAGCUGUGUCAGUGGUAGAAGAGGGUUGGGAUUUUUUUUUUUUUAAACAUUUAGUUGAAAUAAGAGUGGAGAUAAAUGGCAUUCCAUUCCAACUGUAUACAGACUGUCCACACUUAUUUUCUCUACAAGUAUCUUUAAAAGGAAAAUAACUUAUCAAAUCCUUCUCAUUUUUACAUUUAAUGGUUGAAUGAAAACUACUAC